GAAUUCUUUCCUUAUUUUGGCAGAAUCAAAUCCAUUUUUUUUUUUUUUGGGUUACAAAGAAUCAAAUCCAUUUUAUAUAUUUAUUUUUGAAAAGAAUCCAUUUUUAUAUGUUUAUCAACAAAAUAAUCCAUUUUAUUAUUGAAUUAAUCCCUUAAUUAUAGUCUUUCUCUCUCCCAAGUCCCAACCCUUUUCUAUAUAAAUAAAUUACCACCAACCCCAUUCUUAUAUCUCUCUCCCAAAACACACACUCUCUUUCUCUCUGUUUUUCUCACCAAUCCCCAUUCACUUUUCAAACUUCAACACAUUCAACAAUGGCUUCAAGCAAUGACAUCCCAACAACAGGCAAAGGUCUAAUCGUAAGCUUCGGCGAGAUGCUAAUCGACUUCGUUCCAACAGCUUCCGGCGUAUCACUCGCCGAAGCACCAGGCUUUCUGAAAGCUCCCGGAGGUGCACCGGCAAACGUUGCAAUCGCCAUCACGAGACUCGGUGGUAAUUCAGCUUUCGUCGGUAAACUUGGAGACGAUGAAUUCGGUCACAUGCUCGCUGGGAUCUUGAAAGAAAACGGUGUUAAAGAUGAAGGGAUAACUUUCGAUGAAGGUGCAAGAACUGCUUUGGCUUUUGUUACUCUACGCGCUGAUGGAGAGCGUGAGUUUAUGUUUUAUAGAAAUCCUAGUGCUGACAUGCUUCUUAAACCUGAAGAACUUAACCUUGAACUCAUCAGAUCUGCAAAAGUUUUCCAUUAUGGAUCAAUAAGCUUGAUCGUUGAGCCAUGCAGAUCAGCACACUUGAAGGCACUGGAAGUGGCCAAAGAGGCUGGUUGCCUUUUAUCCUAUGAUCCAAACCUCCGUCUACCAUUGUGGCCCUCAGCCGAUGAAGCUCGCAAGCAAAUACUGAGUAUAUGGGAAAAGGCUGAUUUGAUCAAGGUUAGUGAUAAUGAGCUGGAGUUCUUGACUGGAAGUGACAAAAUUGAUGAUGAGACUGCUUUGACAUUGUGGCACCCCAAUUUGAAGUUGCUCCUUGUCACUCUUGGUGAACAUGGCGCAAGAUACUACACCAAGAAUUUCCAUGGAACAGUAGAAGCAUUCCAUGUCAAUACAGUUGAUACAACCGGUGCCGGUGAUUCCUUUGUUGGUGCUCUAUUGGCCAAGAUUGUUGAUGAUCAGUCCAUACUAGAAGUGAGUGCUUAGCCUACUCCAAUGGAAAUACAAGUUUAACUGAUUUUGUUUGUAUAUUUUUUUAAUGUUAUCUUAAUUUAUAAUUGAUUUAUUUUCACAAACUAAUUGCAGGAUAAACCAAGGUUAAGAGCAGUACUUAAGUUUGCAAAUGCAUGUGGAGCAAUCACAACUACUAAAAAGGGAGCAAUUCCUGCUCUUCCUAAGGAGGAGGAUGUACUCAACCUGCUCAAUGCAUAGAUUUCUUUAACAUAUUUUGUUUUCUUUGUUUCACCUUUUCGUUGGUGUUGCUUUUACUCAAUCUAAGAGGGAAUUUGUCUCUAAUUUUCUUUGUUUCUUCCCUUUAUUUUCUGAAUUGACAGCAAAAACAUAUGCUGAGUUUGGCGAAAUAAUGUUUCUUGAAUUUUGAUAUGAGCUAUUGAAUGAAAAUUUGAUUAAGGAGUGUUGAUGCUUCUUAAUUCGUAAUA
Molecule: messenger RNA, 1639 nt
Organism: Trifolium pratense (red clover)
Lineage: Eukaryota; Viridiplantae; Streptophyta; Magnoliopsida; Fabales; Fabaceae
Product: fructokinase-2-like
Exons: 3
Coding region: 312-1187 (291 amino acids)
Biological process (GO): fructose metabolic process
Cellular component (GO): cytosol
Molecular function (GO): fructokinase activity
Source: RefSeq, a predicted model, not a curated record